AUGAUUCAGGCCUUGCCAAAUCUCGUACUAUCUGAUAACCUGUGUGACAAAAGUACUCUGUCUCAGCCGCAUGAAGGCACCAAGAUCUGCUUCACCAGCCCACAGGGGGCGGAAAUGGUGGAGUUCUGUCAGAUGCACUGCAACCCUGGGAAGGAGUACUCCAACCAUAACGAAGCAAUGUACGAAUGUAGUGCUGCAACAGGCUGGCUGUGGCAGGUCCGUCACUAUAGGCCUGGUGGCAUGAGUGUCUUCAUGUCUGUCAAUGUUGGAGUGUGUUCUUCUGCGUUAAUUGACCCGUUUGCUGCGGUGGUUGCCAGUGGUCUGACCAUCACCAUGUCGGGACCUGUUGACAUGGCAGCUAUAGAGACAGAGAUGAAGGACUACCUCAUCGACUAUAAUCUCUGUACUCUCCCAUGUCAGGUUGGCAACAUUGACCUGCAAAUUGAUCCUUUGGCAAGAGUUGGGCCAUGGGCAAAGAAUGCAAGAUCCAACAGCCGUGUCUUGAUGUCGAUCCAACUGUUCUCCUAUGCAGAUGAAAGCCUCAUCACCCCAACUAACACAGUUCAAAUGGAGUGGGUUCGACUGGCUGGAGAACUCAGGGAGGUGCUGACAACUCUGGAGCAACCAGGCGGGAUCGGUCUGACAGUCCAGGGGGUGGAUAUGGUGCUCCAUGCUGAAAACAUGCAGAUCUCCCCUCCCAGUCUGGGAUGUCAGCAGGGAGAAAUACUCGAAGGCAUUCAAUGUAGACAGUGUGGCCCAGGCACAUACUAUGACGUGUAUGAGAGCGACUGUCGCCCGUGUCCGUACGCCACUUACCAGGAUGAGCCAGCACAAACUGAGUGCAAACCAUGUAAGGAGGGGACCACGACUCCCGGGAUGAGUGCCCGCAACUCCACAGAAUGUCAAGCUUUUGCUGAGUGUAACUGUGGCAUCCAUCCCUGCAAGCUGACCGAUUCAGCAGGAUACGUCUGUGAUUGUCUGGAUGGAUACCAAGAGGAGGAUAACGCAGGGGAAUUACUAUGCAAAGACAUUGAUGAGUGUAUGCAGCCAGACAUUUGUCCCAACGCUGCAUGCUACAACCGCCCAGGGACCUACUCCUGCCAAUGCUUACCAGGAUUUGAGGAGCCCAACUGUAUUGAUAUCGAUGAGUGUCAGUAUGUGGGUUUCUGCCCAAACAACUCCCAAUGUACCAACACACCGGGCAGCUACAACUGCACCUGUCUACCUGGACAUUACGGACCCAACUGUGAAGGCAAACACAACUUUAUAUACCUCUCACUGACAAUAUUCAUACCAAAAAUUGAAUUCAAGAAAUGGCUGGAAACUGGAUUGACAGUCUGA
Molecule: messenger RNA, 1341 nt
Organism: Branchiostoma floridae (Florida lancelet)
Lineage: Eukaryota; Metazoa; Chordata; Leptocardii; Amphioxiformes; Branchiostomatidae
Product: signal peptide, CUB and EGF-like domain-containing protein 3
Exons: 10
Coding region: 1-1341 (446 amino acids)
Molecular function (GO): calcium ion binding
Source: RefSeq, a predicted model, not a curated record